This is a messenger RNA of Tympanuchus pallidicinctus (lesser prairie-chicken), 701 nucleotides long. It is a transcript of the gene PRL, whose product is annotated as prolactin. The coding region runs from base 1 to 690 and encodes 229 amino acids. Gene Ontology annotation, biological process: response to nutrient levels; positive regulation of receptor signaling pathway via JAK-STAT; positive regulation of cell population proliferation. Lineage: Eukaryota; Metazoa; Chordata; Aves; Galliformes; Phasianidae. Gene Ontology annotation, molecular function: hormone activity. The transcript has 5 exons. The record is from RefSeq and is a predicted model, not a curated record. Gene Ontology annotation, cellular component: extracellular region.
AUGAGCAACACAGGGGCUUCAUUGAAAGGUUUGUUGCUGGCGGUUCUUUUGGUGUCCAACAUGCUUCUGACCAAGGAAGGAGUGACCUCCUUGCCAAUCUGCUCCAGUGGAUCUGCCAACUGCCAAGUUUCCCUUGGGGAGCUUUUUGAUCGGGCAGUUAGACUUUCGCACUACAUACACUUCCUCUCUUCAGAAAUGUUCAAUGAAUUUGAUGAACGCUAUGCUCAGGGUCGGGGUUUCAUUACAAAAGCUGUUAAUGGCUGCCACACUUCCUCCUUAACCACUCCUGAAGAUAAGGAGCAAGCACAGCAGAUUCAUCAUGAAGAGCUACUGAAUUUGAUACUGGGAGUGCUGCGUUCCUGGAAUGAUCCCCUGAUCCAUCUGGCCUCUGAAGUGCAAAGAAUCAAAGAAGCUCCAGACACCAUCCUCUGGAAGGCUGUAGAGAUUGAGGAGCAAAACAAGAGGCUUCUAGAAGGAAUGGAGAAAAUAGUUGGGCGGAUGCAUUCUGGCGAUGCUGGAAAUGAAGUUUUCUCUCAGUGGGACGGCCUUCCAUCCCUGCAACUCGCUGAUGAGGACUCCAGACUCUUUGCUUUUUACAACCUGCUGCAUUGCCUCCGCAGAGAUUCCCACAAAAUCGACAACUAUCUUAAAGUCUUGAAGUGCCGCCUAAUCCAUGAUAACAAUUGCUGAGUACCUCUGGG